Molecule: messenger RNA, 1068 nt
Organism: Hyaloscypha bicolor E
Lineage: Eukaryota; Fungi; Ascomycota; Leotiomycetes; Helotiales; Hyaloscyphaceae
Product: Clavaminate synthase-like protein
Exons: 5
Molecular function (GO): oxidoreductase activity
Source: RefSeq, a predicted model, not a curated record
CCCCAAGCCCUUCAUGGACCACUAGUCUGGAGUGGAUUGGAAUUGCAAACGAGCAAUGAGUGGGUCUGCAGUUUCUCCGAACUGGACAUCAAAGAAAUACGCCCAGGUCUAGAAUAUUGUAAAUGUCUGAAGCUUGAUCUUUCCCAGGUCAAAAAGGAGACCUUUCCACUUCCUCACCUAGGAAAGGUUCUUCAGGAUCUAAGCUUGAAACUUCAUAGCGGUCGAGGUUUCUUCAUCCUAAGGGGGCUCGAUCCAAGAGAUUUCACUCGAGAGGAGAACGUCAUUUUGUACCUAGGUAUAUCAAGCUAUAUUGCAGAGCAGAGAGGCAGACAAAGCCAUGACGGAAGCUUGAUUACGCAUAUUACCGAUGCGGUUCUCUCCAACACACCAAGACAAGCACGCCCGUCUCUAUACUCCAAUGUUGCCCAGCCUUACCACAACGACAUUGCACCUGAUAUACUGGCACUGUACUGUCUCAACUCUGCCAUAUCUGGUGGUAAAAGCUGCAUAUCAUCGUCCUGGAGAGUUUACAAUGAGCUUGCUGCAACGCGACCAGAUAUUCUUCGUAUAAUGUCAGAGAACAACUGGAACACUUCCGGUGGCUAUACUUUCCUGAAGAAUCAUGCUCUUCUCUAUAACAACAGCGAAGGAAGACCUAUCUUGAACUUUUCCCGCCGGACUUUAACGAGCAACGACAACUUUCCUCGUACUAGAGGGUCUCACCUCUAUGAACCUCUCAUAGAAGCCCAAGCAGAAGCCAUUGAUGCUAUACAUUUCACCGUCGUGAAGCACGGGUUGGAGAUCAACUUGUUGCCGGGGGACAUGUGCUUCAUCAACAACCUUGCACUGAUGCACGGUCGUAACGCUUUCGAGGACAGCGAUGAGUCGAAGAGGUACUUCUUGAGACUGUGGCUGAGAGAUCCUGAAAACGCUUGGGAGAUUCCAGAGGGACUGCGAAAGGUUCACGACCUCGUUUUCGAGCCACAACCCGACAUUGAGGACCACUGGGACAUUGACCCAUAUAGUGUCCCGGGGCAUCAAUUACAACCCUCCACUAAUUGUGGGUGA